AUGGAUGAACAUAUAAACAAUUUAAAACUUCACUUCAAUGAAGUUAUAAAUGCUAGCGAUAAAAUAUCAGUUUGUGAAGAAGAUUUUAAUAUAAGUGACAACGAAAGUGAUACUAGUGUUACGAUAUUAAAAAAAUUUGAAUUUAAUAAUUUAAAUGUCCGACAAAAAGACAGUACAUUGAUAGAUAUGCAAGGUAUAGGUGAUAUGGCAGAUCCUGUGAAUGAUAUAACAAAUUCUAAUUCACAAUCAACGUAUUGCGAAACACAAAAAUCAAAUUUAAUGUCCUUAGAAAAAAUGCCGGAUGAAAACACAUGUUUUUCUUCUUCUCAAAAUAAUAAUAUUCUCAAAGUUACUUCUAUACUUGAUUCUGAAGCUACUGAGUUAUACGCAGCUUACGCGUUUACAGACAAACAUACACAUGUCAGCCAAAGCCAAGAUAAUUUAGUAAUAUCUAAUAAAUAUUUCUUAUCAAAGUCAGAUACAAUUAAAACUUGCGAACAAACUUUAGAUGAUAAAAAUAUACACAAAGAUAUAAAUUUUGAUGCUAAUAAUAAUAUAGUGGCAAAUGAUAAUAAUUUGAAGUUAGCUGGAGUCAAUUUGGAUAACAACAAUAAAUUACAGGACAAAGAUGAAAUAGUAAUAACUGUUAGUGCUAAAACAAUGGAAAGCAAUAUAAAUAUGAAUUUUUCUCCAGAUUUUAUUGAAUUAUUCGAUGAAAAUGCCAAAAAUAUAAACAAUUCGCAAAAAAAUCAAAAUAUAAACAAUAUCGAUAAUAUUCAGAAUGAGACAGCUGAUUUAGAGUGUAGUCAAUUUACAUUAGAUUUGUCUUUUAGAAAUAAAACGAAUGAAAAAUUACAAACAAAAAUUUCAAGAAAGAAUACGCAAUUUCCCCAAAACACAUAUUCAUUUGAUGAAUUCGAAUAUUUUACUGAUUCAAGUCAAAAUUUUAGUUUAAACUCAUUAUUAAAUGCUAGAGAAAAAGAAAAUAUAGAAUUUUCUCAAAUAAAUUGUGUUAAUAACAGAGAAGAAAAACAAGAUAAUAUAAAAGAUAUCGUUAAAACAAAAGAUAUUGUUAUAAAUGAUGGAAAAAUUGAAGUUUCUAAAGCAAAUUUCAUUUCGAACGCUAAAUUAAAUGUUAAAAUAGACGAAUUAGAUGACGAAAUGGAGUUUAUUUCAAAGGACACAUAUGACAUGCAAGAUGUAACAGAAUCUCAAGUAGAUAUAGUGACAUUUAAAGUUCUAGAAGAAUUGAAUAACGUAAAGAAUUAUUUGAACAGAAGAGAAAGAAGCAGCGAAAGAUACAGAAGUAGUCAGUUUGAAGCUCUUAUUAAUGUGUCGGACACUAGUGUUUUGUCGGUGUCUGGUAUAAACGAGUCCGCGCAUUGCUUGCUGCGGCACAUCACUAGCAGCGCGUUGCUCUCGCGCACCAUGCACAUCACUAGCCAUGUGUCUAAAGUUUUGGGUAACCUCAUAGACAAUUUGCACGAAGAAGAAAAAUAUCCGCCCUUUUUAGAAAGUUUAUUGGAAACAGUCGAUAAUUUGCUACGAUAUAUACACACGGGGGAUAAUUGCGAAGAGAAUAUUAUAUUAAAAAAAGAACAAGCCAUCAACCGCUUAUUCCUUCUCAAUAGAUCCAUACACAUCAUACAAUAUUCCAUACAAAAAAUCACCUCCAUUUUACAAGAUACCAUACAAUAUAUAAAAAUGGAUUGUUUCGAAAUCAAACACCCAGAUAUAGCUGAGAACAUCUGCCAUAUCUUCCAUAUUCUGGAGAUAUUAUUACACAGACAUACAAACAAACAAACACAAAACAAAAGUCAAACACAAAGCAGCCAAAGUUCCCAGGAAACUUUGAGAAAGAGUGCGUUGACAGAAACUUGGAGGAGAAGAUGGAGUGGGGGGGAGAUGUUAGGGGGAGUGGAAGUUAGGGAAGAGAAGUUAAGGGAUAGUAAGAGUUGUGGAGCGGAUAAAGUUUUGAAAGACUGCAGUAAAGCUUUGCGGUCUUUUCUAGUAGACGCGAUGGAUGGGUUUGGUCUUCUUGCUUUUUCAGCUCUGAAUUGUUACAACAUGUUGCAGAAU
Messenger RNA from Brenthis ino (lesser marbled fritillary), 2079 nucleotides. The record is from the annotation of a GenBank genome assembly. NCBI's taxonomy places the organism in Eukaryota, Metazoa, Arthropoda, Insecta, Lepidoptera, Nymphalidae.